AUGGCUGAAACGCUUUUCCUUUGCCUCUCCUAUAUUGCUGAAUCAUCGCAUGAACCUUCGGAGUCAUUCCAAGGCAAUUUUGCGAAUGAUUAUCCAGUCGAGCAACUUGGGACAAAGAAUAAAUAUGAAAGUAACGAUAUAAUGGACGUCUCUUCCAUGGCUUAUCAUCAGUCUCUUCAGCCUUCCCGAUGGAUAGAGAUAUUCUCCAGUGCUUAUAAGGCUCCACAAAACCAAAUAUCGACAAUGACGCUUCCAAACAAAUCCCUUCCAAAGCCAAGAAGCGUCAGGGAUAAUCUCAGCUUUGAGAUGGGGGAAUCAUCACGAAAUCCUUUUUUGUCUCACCGAGCAACAGAAUCUGCCAGCGUUGACACAGGUUCCGGUAGUGCAAGUUCAAAAGGAGCGGAAAAUCCGAAACCUGAUCGGGUUGAUCAAGCGUCAUCGAGCAGCCAGAUAGCCGCCAACGGGGAUAUCGGAGCGGAGGGCGACGUGGAGCUUGAUGCAUUGAUUAGACGUGUCCUUGGGUCCUCGUUAAUGGAGGCAGAUCAAACAAAAGCAAGUGCCGAGCACCUCAGCGAAGGAACCACAGUGUUAGGCAAGGGCAAGCAGCCUAUGCGGCCCGCCGUCAUAGAUAUCAGCUUGCUGGAGGGAAAUAUUGACCGAACUCGUGACGCAAACCAAGUUAAUGGCAAGGGGAAACAACCUGUCAGGUCUGCUUUGGAACAGCCAUUUUCUCCAUACAGAAUACCAAGCCAAGAGCGUGGAAAAAGCUGGCUACCAAGUUCAAAUGUGUCUAAUCUACACGCAGCUUGUACAACUGCCCAAUCUGCAUCAGGGCAAUUCAAUAACGAACAGGACUAUAUACAAAGAAAUAAGAUGAUAGGGCACGGCAGGAACGGCAACAUUGAUUCAACAGAAGACCAGUCAGAGGAAGACGAAGAAUACAAUGACAACAAUGACUGCAAUCUGGACGACGUAGAGUUGAAUGGAUUGCUUCAAACCGUCCUAAACGCAAACCCUGGGUCAGCGAUAUCCGUCAAAUCCUACACAAGUCCUGCGACUGGCCAAGAUGUGUUCCUGUUCAAUCACGGCAUUAGGACAAGGAAUAUUGAACUUGUUCGGACACUGAUUUUGGAGGAUGCCGAAGAGGCUUACCGAAUAGAAAAAUAUGGAUAUAACACAUGGUUGGGAAUAGUUAAAGAGCGGAAGAAUCGAUACGACCCAGAAACUCGCCAGUGGAAAUCCAUAUUAUAUCCGUCACAAUGGCGCCGACAUGGUCUUGUUUUACCCGAAGGCCAAGACAUCUUGCACCAGUGGUUCGUACGAUGCGAUAAUAAGAGAGCCUUUGGUCCACGAGAAAUCAUCGCAGAAGUAUCCUGCGGCCAAGAUGACAAGUGUGAAAAAUCCUCGAGCUGGGAGCCCGAGAGUGGCCCGCUAAUACAUGAUAAUUCUGUCAAGCGAUGGGUUGAGAUUGAUCCUGAUAAAGAGGGAGCUAGUCUCUCGAAGAAGUUCUACCCUUUUAUGAAAUUCUGGAUGAUUGAAGGUCCCCCGAAAUGGGAAUCGCCCCCGUGUGGACUUGUCAAAAGCAGAAUCCGCCUUCUCUGUCAGAGACAUAUUUCCAAGAAGCUUAAGUGUAUUGGUGGCGAGUUCACAAUGCUCAUUGAUAGAGGAUGUGCUCUUCGUGAUGACAUUCACCGAUGUGAUGAGAAAACUGUCUGUGAGGGGUAUCUUGAUUGGGUCCAGGCCAAAUUAGGCCUCCCAGUAGACAAGUUGACACCGACGCAAGUGCAUGAACUACGCAAACUACAUGCUGAUCUGACCUUGGCGUACGAGAAAGACAUAAAAGGCAUGGGAUCCUUCUACAAGCACGAACGCAGCGAGAAAAAAUGGAAAGAUGUGAUCUAUAACCACGUUGAUCUGUAUAAUAUGUUGUUCGACUGGGGAUUAAGGACCAUCCGUUACCCGGAAGGCCUUUCUGUCGUUCGAGCAGAGGAGUCCGUCAUCCAAUAG
Molecule: messenger RNA, 2007 nt
Organism: Talaromyces atroroseus
Lineage: Eukaryota; Fungi; Ascomycota; Eurotiomycetes; Eurotiales; Trichocomaceae
Exons: 4
Coding region: 1-2007 (668 amino acids)
Source: RefSeq, a predicted model, not a curated record